GGCCGGGCCGGAGCGGAGCGUCGAGAGAGAGAGAGGCCAUUACAGCGGGAAGGCCCGGAGCGGACGGACGGACGGGAACGGCCAAGAUGUGCGACUUCACCGAGGACCAGACUGCGGAGUUCAAGGAGGCCUUCCAGCUCUUCGACCGGACCGGGGACGGGAAGAUCCUGUACAGCCAGUGUGGGGACGUGAUGCGGGCCCUGGGCCAGAACCCCACCAACGCGGAGGUGCUGAAGGUCCUGGGUAACCCCAAGAGUGACGAGAUGAACGUGAAGGUGUUGGACUUCGAGCACUUCCUGCCCAUGCUGCAGACCGUGGCCAAGAACAAGGACCAGGGCACCUACGAGGACUACGUGGAAGGGCUGCGGGUGUUCGACAAGGAGGGCAACGGCACCGUCAUGGGCGCCGAGAUCCGCCACGUCCUCAUCACGUUGGGUGAGAAGAUGACAGAGGAGGAAGUGGAAGUGCUUGUGGCCGGACACGAGGACAGCAAUGGCUGCAUCAAUUACGAAGAGCUAGUGCGGAUGGUGCUGAAUGGUUGAAGUUUCCCCCUCCCACCUGCCCCCUGCCCCCGUUCUCGCCCCCCAUCCCGGUUCAGGGCUGGCGGCCAGGUGCUUGGACUCUGGGCCUGUGCUCUGCUCCUGGGUGAGAUGUGUUCUCCACUCCACCUCCGCCCCACUUCCCCACCACCCAACCAGACCCCACCACGCCUCACACCCUUGACUUAUUGCUUUCGUUAAAUAAACUCCCUUGGCCCA
Messenger RNA from Tachyglossus aculeatus (Australian echidna), 758 nucleotides. RefSeq names its product myosin light polypeptide 6. Bases 87 to 542 code for a protein of 151 amino acids. Gene Ontology annotation, molecular function: calcium ion binding; structural constituent of muscle. The record is from RefSeq and is a predicted model, not a curated record. NCBI's taxonomy places the organism in Eukaryota, Metazoa, Chordata, Mammalia, Monotremata, Tachyglossidae. The transcript has 6 exons. Gene Ontology annotation, cellular component: myosin II complex.